GUCUUAUUUAUCCACAGGGCUAGCCAGGCCUAACGAUGACUGUUGUUCAUUGCACCGUGGUGUCGUCGUUUUCUUUUAGAAUUACAGAGAAAUCAACAUUUAAGAAGCCAUCUUUUGAAAAACAAAUUAUAUAUAUAAACAUUAAUGUCAUUCAUUAUUAUGAACACAUCACAAACGUAUCAUGUUUAUUUCUUUUUAAAGUUCCAAGUUAUUUAUUUUUCAAGCGUGGGAGUGGGAAUCUAUAAAUAUUGAAUUUAAAUCCUUAAAUUCUCCUUAAAUUUUGAGGCCCAGGCAACGGAUAUGAUCUUACACCGAAAAAAACUUGCUCUACAAUAUGUCGUGCAGCUACAUGGUAUCUUUGGAAAAUUGUAUACUACGUCACCUUUGUUUAUUAAAUAAUUGCUUUCUCAUCAGGGACGUAUCAGUUUUUGUGUUCCGGUCAUAUAUUGAUUUAUGCUACUAGAUUUUGUGUGCGUCACGGACACUAUUAUUAUAAUGACUCGGUUAGUAUAUAAAUAUACUUUUUUACUAGUAAAGCUACCAAAAUAAGAUUUGGUGCUACCCAAUCUACAUUCAUUGUAGGAGUUUUUUCAUUUUUUGAGUGAUUAUCGUUGACCUGUCUAUACAAAGUUAUGCAUCCACGAAGAAGUGGGGGUAUGAAAUUGUCAUUAUUUUUUAUUUUGAUCCAGAAGCCGGAAAUGGCUGCUAUCACUGUGAUUCGUUAAUGUUAAAUCCUUAAACAUCUAAAUAAUGAUAUGACGUUUACAAUGAAUAAUUUUAAGAAAAUAUUAAUUAUAUAGUAACCAAGGCGGGUUGGUUUUCAGUUUUAUUUAUUACGUUAAAAAUUAUGUACGGUACCAGUACACAGUUUAUCGUUCUUCAUUAUUUAUGAAUCAAUGUUUACUAGUUUUACAAUAGUAAUAUCAAUAAGAAUAAUCGUUUUUCUCUUAUUCAUUAUUUCAGAGAAUAUUACUAAAACGAGGCCUGCAUAUCAAUAUCAGUUAUAAUUAUAAACAACUGUUAUUAUAAUCCUAUAAUAGUCUAUUUAGGCCUAAGCUUAAUUUUUCUUAUUCUAAUUCAAUUACUACGACAAUCAACAACCACACUUACUAAUAAUAUAUUUUUUUAGUUAGCCUAUAAUAUAUAGACUAACAGUUUUAUUAAAAUACAUCAAAUUAAUAAACAAGACUCAAACAAAUUCAUCUCAGUAAUUAUAUUUUUAUUAGAACAUAGAAAAGCAGUAGGUCUACAUAGACAAUUAUUUAAUAUAUCAAAUAACAUUUUUUAAUGAAUUAGUCUCAUCAUGGAUGAUUUUGAGUAAUUUUUUAUUUAUAAUUACAUACGUUCAAUUUUAUAUAUAAAAAAAGACUACUUACCUUUUUAUAAAUAUAAUAAUUUUUUUAAAAUUUAACACAAACAUAAUAAAGUUAUUUGAAAUUCAAUAAACGUGUUAUUUUUUUCGUUUUUUCCUAUAUAAAUACUGAUUUUCCCAAUUUUUCUUUUCACUUUUUUUCUGAACACACCCACAAAUACAUAUCUAUAAAAAAUAGAAGUCUUGAUGUUAUAUAAAAGUUUUUUGUUUAUUGUGUUGUAUAUUGCAUUGAGAAUGUCUCCUGAAAAUUUGGUAGCAUUAUCUUUUAAAUUCCAAAAGUUUUGGGCAAAAUAAGGCAGAAAUUUGGAAAGUGGGUCACACGUUUUUUCAGUUAAAAUAGUUAAAUACUAAGAUAAAGAAGGGGGUUUUAAAAAAUCACGGAAAAAAUCACAACUCCACUUCAAUAAAAGAUAGAAAUAUGAAAUUGGUGUUGUUCUAAAGCGUAUAGCUAGCCAUUUAAAAUGAUGUAUCAUUCAUGUCAAUCGGGCAAUAUUUAAAUUGUGUGUCAAAGAAUAUACAUUAUUUAAAUUUAAAGAAUAUUUAUUUAUCUAUGAGUUUUAGCUCCAUAGUUUUUUCUAAUGUAAUAUUUAUAUUUAUGCUGCCCCUAAAACAUAAUAUACUGGUAAAAUGAUGUAUCAUUCAUGUCAAUCGGGCAAUAUUUAAAUUGUGUGUCAAAGAAUAUACAUUUUAUAAAUUUAAAUAAUAUUUAUUUAUCUAUGAGUUUUAGCUCCAUAGUUUUUUCUAAUGUAAUAUUUAUAUUUAUGCUGCCCCUAAAAUAUAAUAUACUGGUAUGUUUGUCCGUAAAUAAAUGAAAAUUUUCAAAUAUAUUUUUAGUAAAUAUUUAUUUUAAGUAGUCUCAAUCUAGUUAUCUGCAAAAUAUUUGUACUCUCUUCUUUCCCUGAAAAAUUUUUACGAUAAUAAAUUUUUGCGUUUCGUUUUCCCCCAAAAAUAUAAAAUUUUGUGUUUCCGUUAUUUUUUAAUAAUUUUUUUUUUACUUUACAUAAUAAGCGUAACUAACUGUACAGCACCCGUACGUAAUUCGUUAUAUUUAUUAAUUAAACAUGACUAGGUGACGAAGCAAAAUGUUAGUUGUUACUUGAGCAUUUAACGGGCAGCAGAAUCAGAAUGACGGUCCUGUCGGAUUUACCGCCAUUGGAUCAAAGAAAGGUUGCUGCUAUUGUUGGUGCAUGUGUAGCGGAUGCUGCAGGUGAAAUAAGUUUUGUAAAUUAUUAUAUUAAAUUAUUACAUAGUACCGGUAUGGCAUAAAUUAAGUCUAUUAUUUACCGUUUAAGUUUACGUUUGAUAUUAAUAUAUUAACUUGAGGAUAUGAAUCAUGAAUGAAUGAGACAGUUGAAGUUGGACUGCAACUGCAAGGCCUGAAAGUGCCACUGCUAAUUAAUAAAUACUCGUUAAUAAUAAGAUUAGUCAAUUAGUAUUAAUUUAUUAAUGAAUGAGAUACAAACAAUAUUCAAAUAGUUUAUUGUAUAUCCUACCUGUAAAACAAAGAUUAGAAGAACUGAAAGAUUAACCAUUCACAAAUUGUUUGUGUCUCUCAUUAAUGAUUAAAAAUUAAUAGAUGUAGAAAUAGGGUAAAAGUAAAAGGUAAAUGACCACUAAAUGUGGCAGCGUGUCAUGGCAACCAAGAUGGCAACUGUAUAAAAAAAAAAAGUAGUGCAAACACACAUCUGCUAAAAUAAUGGGGAGGGGAAAGAGGGACUGUGCUGUUAGCAAUUCAAUAAGUGUUAGUUGUUAGUUAGUGUUAGCAAUAAAACCUUAAAAUUUAACUAAAUAAUCUCAGGCGGUACAUUAAUUUUGUGAUGAACGUAGCAACUUUAUUGUAACCCUCUAGUCUAGAUAUGCAGUUGCUCCUUUUCCUCAACUAAAAUAUAUGAAUAUGUGCUACAGUUACACACUGGUAAGAAAAGUGUAAAAAUGAAGUAAAAAAAAAAAUACAAACUAAUUUUAAAAGAAAGAAAACCCUACUGUUUCAUAGAAUACACUUGUGCACAAUGUAUUUUUUUCAGGUUCCACCAAAAAGAAAAUCCAAAAGUUGUCAGGAAAAUCAAUACUAGUCUAUACCCAUUUUCAAAAAUGCUGAAAAUUUUAAAUACUAUUAGUAAUCACUCAAUGACAUAUUAAUUUACAACAUUCCUUGGGCCUUUUAAUAUAUAUAUAUAUUUUUAAAAGUUACCUCUAGUAACAACCCAAGUAUAAACAAAAGGGAGAGAAUCGCCGACCUGGUUACCCUCAAACUCUUAAAAUCAUACAAUAUGAUCACAAAAUCGUUCAAUACAUUAUUUUAAUAGUAAAAAAUAAACAUACAGUAUAUAUAAUUUAUACACUUAUACACCUAAAAAUUGUACAUUGUACGCAAAAAUCGAAAGAGUCAACAGAUCUGGAAUACUACACUUACAUUGAAACUAGCCAAACCAACAUUAGCCUAGAUACAGUAGUCAGUUGAAAUUGAACACUUUCCCACAUUGUACACAUCUCUUUAAUUUUAAUGUCAUUUAAAGUGAGGGUUGGACUGUUACAACCAGUACUUAGUCCUAGUUGACUUAGGGCAGUACGUAGUCCUAGGUGACUUAGGGCAGUACUUAGUCCUAGGUGACUUGGGGCAGUACGUAGUCCUAGGUGACUUGGGGCAGUACUUGGUCCUAGGUGACUUGGGGCAGUACGUGGUCCUAGGUGACUUGGGGUAGUACGUAGUCCUAGGUGACUUGGGGCAGUACGUAGUCCUAGGUGACUUGGGGCAGUACUUGGUCCUAGGUGACUUGGGGCAGUACGUAGUCCUAGGUGACUUGGGGCAGUACGUAGUCCUAGGUGACUUGGGGCAGUACGUAGUCCUAGGUGACUUGGGGCAGUACGUAGUCCUAGGUGACUUGAGUCAUUUAAAGUGAGGGUUGGACUGUUACAACCAGUACUUAGUCCUAGUUGUCUUAGGGCAGUACGUAGUCCUAGGUGACUUAGGGCAGUACUUAGUCCUAGGUGACUUGGGGCAGUACGUAGUCCUAGGUGACUUGGGGCAGUACGUGGUCCUAGGUGACUUGGGGCAGUACGUGGUCCUAGGUGACUUGGGGCAGUACGUAGUCCUAGGUGACUUGGGGCAGUACGUAGUCCUAGGUGACUUGGGGCAGUACUUGGUCCUAGGUGACUUGGGGCAGUACUUGGUCCUAGGUGACUUGGGGCAGUACUUGGUCCUAGGUGACUUGGGGCAGUACUUGGUCCUAGGUGACUUGGGGCAGUACGUAGUCCUCGAUGACUUUAGGCAGUACGUAGUCCUAGGUGACUUGGGGCAGUAUGUAAUCCUAGGUGACUUGUGGCAUUACCUAAUCCUAGGUGACUUUGGGCAGUACGUAGUCCUAGGUGAUUUAGGCUGAGUAAACACUGACACUUCACUGGUAAACAUAAAUAUUUAGCAUACUCACCCAGAUGUUGGCAAUGGACAUAUGAGUGAGUUAAUUGACCAUUGUCAUUUGAAGCAUUUGUAAUCAUGUGAUCCUGUAUUCUACUUGUUCUAAAAUAUAUCCCACAAUGUUGAAUCCUGAGGCCUUAACACAUAAAAAAACUGAAACUGAAUUCGGUACCCUGGAUUCUUCUGACUGCAGCCUGGAAUUUUUAUGUUAGCUCUUAUACUAGGUGCUGUGACUUAAAUAUUUUAAAAUUUUUAUUUACUGAGGUGGUGCAAAAUAGAUUGCAAACAUUGACAUUGACCUUUGGUUAAUGCUAACUUAGUAACCACUAACACUAAUUCCUAAUAGGAUUUUUAUCAUGAUGUUAGUUUUGCCGCUCAUAGAAUAUCAUACUCUCCUCAUCAUAUUAAUUAUGGGUAUGGCUAACUAUUUUAAAAUAGGAAGUGACUGAUGUUGGGCUUGCUUUCAAUGUUUUAAAUUCUUUAUAUGGGGAAUAAUUUUAAAACUUUCUUGUUUGCACUUCUAAUUUGAGCAUUAACUUACCCCAUUUCUGUUACAACAUUUUAAACUUUAGCGCAGCCCUUGCACUGGGUUUAUAAAGAUGACGUCAUGCUCAGCCUCACCAAAGACAAAGAUGAAAUUGAAUUCACAGUUCCUUCUGCUAACCCGUUUUAUAACAUUGAAACGGGUAGAAACACCUGCUAUGGUGAUCAAGCAUAUGUCAUGCUUAAAUCGAUUGUGGAAGCUGGAGGUUGGUUCAUAUAAGAGAAUUCGUUUUAUGAGUAUUAAGUAUAGUUUUUACUUUUUCACUGCACGUGAUAAGCUAAUUUGCCUGGUACAGUUAACAAAUUAGUUAUCGUAUUAUGUAAUUUCGGUGUAUGUAUAAAAAGUAUAAGUUUACUUUUGUCCAGAGGUGUAAUGAAGGGAGGUGGGGGGGGCAGAUGUCCCUUGGCGCCAGAUAGUUUGGGCGCCAAAAUGUGCUUUGAUAUUAUUUUAUUGAUGAAAAUAAUGGGUUUGACUAGUUUGAGAGUUGAAAAAAAAGGUGAGGGGGAGCUUUAAAAUGAACCUUGUCCCCGGUCGCAAAUCUUGUCCCCGGGUGCCAAACACUCUCGCUAUAUUUUUGCAUUUGUCUCAGUUUUCUUUUAUGACCCUGAUCUAGUGUUAAAAAAAUUCAGUAUAUUUACUAAACAAAUUAUUGAUCAUUUUAUAACCAGAUGUAGCCAUUUACAGCCAAAUAGUUUGUUACAGACCUCUAGUUAUUCCACUAAUUAUAAAGACAUUCAAUAUGGAUAUAAAAAUAUAUAUAUAAAGCUCUCUUGAAAGAUUUUAUUUGAAAACAAAUUAUUUUUUUACAUCACAUUUUCCUUAGAAGCAGGAUCUUCACUUAAAAAAAAUAUUCGGCUUAAUUUAAAAGUCAUCCAAUACUUUUGAGAUGUAAAUGUAGUUCAAAUUCUCAAAUGUUUAAUAGUUUUUAAAUUUUGUUUGUCAAUUUGUUUAUGUAUCUACACUAAGAUAUUUCAUUGUCCCUUAUAAUAUUUGGUUGUACCAGUAAUGUUGUUUUUUAUUGGUGGUGUUGUUAUAUUAUGGUAUAUUUAUUUAUUUAUUUAUUUAGGCAUUUUUAUAUAGCGCUUAUCAUAAAGCUCUAAGCGCUUUACAAUUAUUAAAACAUGUAAACUAAGUAAAUACAAAUGAGACACUAGGAUAGUAACUACUAUUCUAUAGAAACAAUGAAAAUGGCUAUAAAAAGAGGACACUUUGACACUUCAGGAUUAAACCGAAACAGAAAAUUAGGUAGGGCAAGGAGGGUGCAUCACAGGUCAUAGGCGGACCUAAACAGAUGAGUUUUAAGGGACUUUUUGAAAAUGGACGAGGUUUCACUAUGACGUAUAUGGAAGGGGAGCUGGUUCCAGAACGUGGGCCCAUGGAAGCAGAAGGAGCGUUCACCGAUGGUCUUAGUUUUAGUUCUUGGGAUUGAGAGGGUUCUACUGUCAAUGGAAGAACGUAUAUCAUUAAAUGCAUUAUUUUAAACUAAUAUAAUAAUAGAAACUUCACGUUACCGUGCCAUUUAAUGUUCUCUCAAAUAUUGUCAUUUUAACACCAAUGAUUGUUUGUUCUUCAGGGCUAAACAUUGAACAACUGACAAAAGCAACCUAUGAUUUUUUUGGACCAACCUCUGAGUAUGAAAGUAAGGUGACUAACAAUUAUCAGGUUGGAAAAGAAGACAAAAUAAGUAAGCGGUUGGUCGAAAUUAUUGUAUCAAAGUGAAUUAAGUUUUCAAUAUCAAUCACAAUUUUAUCAGCUUAGCCAUUAUUCGGAUAGCAGGAAUUUUUUCUUCUUUAUCCAACAAAUGAAUGAAUCUGAAUUUUGAAUGCAAAGAAUUAUCAUUUCAUACAAUCUUUGAAUAUUUGUGUUAUUUUAAAAUCUAUGAGCGUGUAACGGAACUGCCAAAUCUUAAAAUAAUUGUUUCAAUUUUAUUUUCAAAUCACUUGAAUGGAGAAUUAUAAAACUCCUAAAUAUGUUUGAAUAAAUUUUUAUAAUAAAUAAACUAACAAUAACUAUUAGUGUAAAAAUAGUGCAAGUGUCACUUAAUGCUUGAUAAUAUUAUCAUUCAGAUCUAAAGCAAUCGUACCCAAUUGAUGGUCCUUGGCGAAAUGGAUGUAUCAAAGAUUUUAUCAAGAAUCUUUUUGAUAAAAAGACGCCAACGGGUAUACAUUUAUGUUUUUUUUAUAUUUUGUUAUUAAUAUAAUGCGUUAUGAAAUAUUUCCAAUGAGAGUCGAGCAUGAUUUUUUUGUGUGUGGAGAAAUCUCUCCCCAUAACAAGAGCAAAAGAAUCAGUUGAUUUGUAACAUGGGUUGUCUACAUUUGUCUUUCAAAAAUCCCUCAGGCUCAGCCAAUGAUGAUCAAAUUGAUUGUGUUGUUAGACUAAUACCUAUUGUAGCCCUUUAUGCUGGACACCCCGACAUGCUCAACAAAGUGGAGGCUGGCCUGAGGGUGUUGCAAGAUUCAGAUUUAUCAGUGACUGCUGGCUUAGCAGCAGCAAGGUAAGCUUUGGUUUGUACAUUGAAAUGGAUCAGCUAUUUCUGACUGCUGGCUUAGCAGCAGCAAGGUAAGCUUUGGUUUGUACAUUGAAAUGUAUCAACUAUUUCUGACUGCUAAGCUCUUACACAGUUAUCAUAUAAGUAUAAGGAAAAUAGGGAUUUUUGAAUGAGAUAAAUUUGACUAAUUCUGAUCAAAUCAAACUUUAACUUUCAACUUUUCCCUAGGGUUCUAGAGCAGUAUAUUCUGGAAGGAGACCCUGGUGAUGUGUUAAAAACUGUAAUUGACCAACUAAGCGACCCAAAGCGGAACAAUCCCCAAGACCUUGAUGUUGCUAUCAUUGGGCAGCUUCGACAGGUUGUCAAAUACAAGGACACGCCCCAUGUACAGGCUGUGUCUGAGCACUUUAAAAAGAGCUGACGUAAGUGUUUAAACAAGUGUCAAGUUAUUGUCUGAUAGGAAAAUCCGCAAGUUCAUUGUUUAUUUUAGCUAUUAGGUGUCUAUUAUUUUGAAGCUUGACCGGUGGGUUAAAACUUACCAUAGUCUCCUCUCUAACUUGCUCUCUUACCAUUUACUUCUUUAGUUGGAGAAUAUGUUUAUUGAAAUUUGUUAAGCUCUGACCCAAUUUAUUAAAUCACAUACCAAAUAAAUUUUUAGAAAAAGCAUGUCUUUAUCGAAAGGAAUGAAUAAAAUUUAAAUGUUAUGAUAAAGUUAUAAUCAUAUCACCCUUUUAGUAUCAUCUUAUUAAUCCUUGUAUAUUUAGAAAUAGAAAGCGGACUAUAGGACUGAAAUCACCAAUGUUGGAAAAACGAUUGUCAUGCAUUUUUUAUAUUAUUUUAAAUACCCGGUACUACAAAAUAUUUUAAUUAAAACGAACAUUAAAAUAAAUCUCGUCCGAUGACUUUGAGAUCAUUUCCAUUUGAUUGCUUAGACUUGCCGGAGUCCUUCCAAUCAACUCUGCAUGGUCUGAUCACCGCUGUGACCUACGUUGAAGGCAUUCGCUCCACCAUGAGAGCUGGAGGUUGCAAUGCUUCUCGCAGUGGAUUCAUCGGUGCAUGUACUGCAGCAAAGGUUCGGUGGUGA
This is a messenger RNA of Lymnaea stagnalis (great pond snail), 8903 nucleotides long. Lineage: Eukaryota; Metazoa; Mollusca; Gastropoda; Lymnaeidae. The record is from the annotation of a GenBank genome assembly.